Messenger RNA from Spodoptera exigua (beet armyworm), 273 nucleotides. The record is from the annotation of a GenBank genome assembly. Lineage: Eukaryota; Metazoa; Arthropoda; Insecta; Lepidoptera; Noctuidae.
AAAUGACAUCACUGAUGAUUAAAAAUAAUCAUCAUCAAUCAAUCAAUGAUCAAUAAUAAUCAUAAAUGUAAAAUCCUACUGGUUAGGUAUAGAAUUAUGCAGAGUGAGAAGUGGAAGGUACAUUGUAUAAUUCUAAGUGUACUUUCCAUUUGGAUAUAUUAUGACAAUGGUGGUGAAAACCGGGUCUACAUAAAGAACCACUAAAUGAAGUUGGCAUAAAUAUUGGUAAUAGGAAAGAUAACUGGGUGAUGAGAAUCAAAAAUGAUACUAAAA